This is a messenger RNA of Stylophora pistillata, 6881 nucleotides long. Its product is annotated as condensin complex subunit 1. Gene Ontology annotation, molecular function: histone binding. Lineage: Eukaryota; Metazoa; Cnidaria; Anthozoa; Scleractinia; Pocilloporidae. Gene Ontology annotation, cellular component: nucleus; condensin complex; condensed chromosome, centromeric region. The record is from RefSeq and is a predicted model, not a curated record. Gene Ontology annotation, biological process: meiotic chromosome condensation; mitotic cell cycle; mitotic chromosome condensation.
UUCCAACCGAUUAUAAAAGCGCAUAAUUCGCCGAUGGUAACGUAAGCAAAGGUGUACGCCGAACCAACCCGCGGCACACGCGCUGCAAACUCUGCCUAACAGAAUCCUGCCAAUAAACUUGCUACUCCAGCGAUAAAGAAGGAUACCACUAAACCCGGUCCUGCAACAUCUCGCGCUAAUGUUCCACUUAGUAUGUAUAUCCCUGCUCCAAGAGUUGUAGCGACGCCGAGCGAAGUUAAAUCAAACCUGCUCAAACAACGAGAUAGUUGUGUGGUGUGGAUGAUACUCGGAUCUAUAGCUUUCUUUCUGCCCAGUGUUGUCGUCAGACACUCCAUAAUUUUCAAAUUAAGUCAUGGAUCAUUCGCGGAUUUCGUCUUCUGCUGUCAAUUUCUUGUUGCCUUCAGCUUUAUUAAUUGUCGAUUGAUUGCUCGAAAUGCGCAUCAGCCAGCUGCCUCGGACUUGAGAGCUGAAACAGUCACAUCUUUAAAGGAGCUCUAACAAAGAUAAAUUUAUGGUGAAGAAACCUAGCACUUAUGUCUAAAAUCUUUUCAGAUUACUGGUGACCGCUUGUGUUGGAAAUAUUGUUUCAACUGUUUUUGUGUCACAUUUGAUCGAUAUGCAAAUGUAUAAUGCUCAAGGCUUAUGAUCAUUGUAACAUGGUAAUUUCUGAUUACGAUUUCCCACCAGGCAAGAUAUUUCAUCCGUUUCACCUGGCGUAAAGCCAACAGAAUUUUAGUUUUUCUCUUUUAUUGAAAUUACUUCUUUCAAAUUCUAUGCCAGUUUUUAUUGUGUAUUUAGCUUUUGCCCCAACUAACGAGGUUUUAAAGAAACUUUCAUUAAUUUUUAAUGAUAAGAGUGAUCCUAUCAUUUAAAAGGUUUUUAAAUUUGCAUUCGUUAGAAGACCUUGGGCAUGAUCAAAUUUGAGGCGUAAGUUUUUAUCGUCAUGUAUUGCUGAUUAUGGAAUAAAACUAACUUGAAAUCCAACAAGAUGAUAUACGAUUUGCUUUUCGCUGUUAAAUUGGACUUUCUCUGUAGUUCUUUCGUGCUAUGUGCUCAAUUAAUUAUUCAGUGGAAGACAUACAUGAAUGGGUAAUCAAAAGUUUACGUUAAAAGCAUUGUCUUCCCAGCAGGGCUAGAGUUUUCCGAUACUGAGUCAGCCAGGCCAAAGGUUCCGCUUAACAGUCGCUUGACCAAAAUAGCUAAUUUUUCCUCCUAGUCUAAACUUUUUCCUUUCUAACAUUUGUUAUCAAUGACAUCGAGUCUAAGGGCUGCUUUUUACUCGCGAAAGUAAGUGAGCUCGCGUGUUUCAAGCUGAAUUUCUACAGUACUCGUCGUCUUCCUUUCUUCCUCACGCGCGUAACGUGUAAAUCGUUUGACCAUUGCUUGUUUUGUGCCUGCCACAGGGACUAAGGUGGUGACCAAGUAGUGGGGCAGUAAAUACAUUUUCUAGUUAUUCGCUCUUUCGCCUAUCAGCUUUAUAUGCAUUUGUUAAUUUUUUUUUUUUUUUUUUCAGGAAGAAUUGAUAAAGCAAGGAAAUAUAGAAACAACAGGAACUUUGUAGGAUUAAAAAAAAAACUGGCCAAAAAGAAAGAAUAUAUAAACAUUGUAAAUGCGUCACUAAUGAAUGAACUGUGUCAUCUAGUACUAAAACAGAAGGGGAAAAAAAUGGGUUCACCGAGGUUCACCGUAAAAGAAAUAUCAAAUAAGCAAGGAGGAAGAAAGAAAGAGACAUGGGAACUACGCAAAUCAGCAGAGCAGAGACUGGUAUCAAGACUUCUUGAUUGGUUGAUAUUCUCCGUUCGAAAAAAGGCGGCCAUUUUUACCGAGUGUUUAUUUGGAAUAAGAAACAGUCUCCCUUUAUUUUUUAAUUAACCGAACCUUUAAUACACUUUUACCGAAAUAGAAAUACAAAUUAUGGAUGUAGACUUUGUAAUUCCGUUGUCUAAGGACGACUUAUUGAGCGGUGAGGCAGGAUCUUACGUUGUGGACGAAGUACUAUCGGUGCGUGUUCUUCCGAACAAACUUCGAGAAUGCUUAUCUGAGCUUCGAUCUGGUACACCGACUGCCAUCGUCCAAAACUUUGACUGUUUGUUCAGUCUUUUGAGACAUUUUAAUCAAGUGGACAGUUCUCUUCGAGAAAGUACUUGGAAUAUAUUGCUUGAAGUUCUCUGCCAGUUCACAGUUGUGCUUCAUGAAAUACUGGAAGAUGGAGACAUUGAUUUUCAAGUGCGAAGGACACAUCUCAAUACUCUUAAGAUGUUGUGCUAUACAUUAAUGCAGUUGGCAGAUGCAUUUGAAGUUGAGGCCACCAAGCCUUCAACUGAGGUCAUAGUCUCAGGAAAGCGAAAGGGAAAGGCAGCCACUUCAAAGAAGAAGACUUCAUCAUCAUGGGAGUGGGAUGAACAGCGUGACUUUCUGAUUCAAACCAUGGGACAGCUGAUGCAGCUUGAUGUGAACAGACUGUGGGAUCCACCCAUUAUAGAGGAAGAAUUUGUCAAUUUAGUCACUGGCUGUUGUUACAAAUUCCUUGAGAAUCCAACAUCUGUUAAAAAUGUAACAACAAAAGAUCUGAUCUUUAAUCUUCUGGGAGUAAUGGUGAAGAAAUACAACUAUGGUUUGGGCAUCAGUCUGAAGAUUGUUCAGCUCUUACAACACUUUGAGCAUCUUGUCCAGCCACUGGCUCAGGCUGUACAAACAUUUGUUGAUGAGUUUUCAGUUAAAGGUGUUGUCUCUGAGGUGGUAAGAGAGAUUGGUCGCAUGGAUCCAAGAGAUCUGGCACGAGACACCAGUGGCACACGUGCUUAUGCAGACUUUUUAGUAGAACUUGCUGGCCGGGUCCCAAGUCAGAUCAUCCCUAACAUCAGUGUACUACUCUGCCACCUGGAUGGAGAGUCCUAUUCAAUGCGGAAUGGUAUCCUUGCUCUGAUGGGUGAGAUUGUCAUCAAAGUCCUCUCCAAAGAAGAUCUUGAUGAUGCUGCCAAGAAACUUAGAGAUCAACUACUUGACAAAUUGGAGGACCACAUUCAUGAUGUCAAUGCCUAUGUGAGAAGCAAAGCCCUCCACAUUUGGCUUGAACUUUGUAAAGAAAAGGCAAUUCCCCUUUCACGUCAACCCCACCUUCUGGAGCUGGUGAUAAAUCGCCUUCAAGAUAAAUCAAGUAUUGUGCGCAAGAGUGCUAUUCAGCUUCUGAAAACGUUCCUCAUUUGCAAUCCCUUUGGGGCGCAGUUACCUCUGGACCAUUUGCGACAAAACUUUUUGAAAGAAACUGAAAAACUAAAGGAAAUGGCUCCACAUUUAUGUGAGGAUCAGGAUGGACAAGUGCCUGCUGUCCCUGAAGUUGAGGAUGCAAAGAAAAUCUGGGAGGCCAUUAAACCUGAAGUGCAAGCCACUAUAGAGGAGUAUCUUGAUCAGAAGGAGAUCAUUGAUGAAGAAGAUGACCCAGUGGAGUUCCAAGAAGAUCAGGAGUCAGCUCUGGAAUGUGCACUAAAGCAGAUCAGAAAUCAUCUUUACAAUGGUCAUCACAAGAAAGCCCUUGCAGUACUGAAGGCUGCCGUGGUAACUUGGCCAGAGUACAGGAUGUUUGUCUGUGCAGAAAGGGAUCCAGAACAGCAGCAAGAUGAAGAAAGCAAGAGUGAAGAUGAAAAUCAUGAAAACAAGAAAUCAGCUGAGGAGCAGCUGUCAAUCAUGCAGGCAGUAUUUCUGGCCGGCGACAAUGAGGAACCUACACCUCAAGUUGAAGGCAACGACCUUGAUCCCAGAGAACUUCUCGAAGUUUCUGCGGAGCAUGAAAACCGGGAUACGUCAGCGGAGAACCCUAACAACGGACUGAUUAAUGAAAUCACCAAACAGCAGAUGGUGGUGCAGUUUCUGAAGGAUUACGUACAUUUUCAAACCCAAAUGGAGAAAGCCAUUCCUACCUUGUGUCAACUUCUCGGCUCCAAAAGUAUCACUGAUGUGAAUGAGUCCAUCGAAUUCUUUGUGAUUGCCUCUGAGUUUGGCCUGCAGUCUGCCAUCACUGGCGUGCGAAGAAUGCUGGUAUUAAUUUGGUCACGUGAUACCGCCGUUCGUGAUGCUGUAGUGGAAGCGUACAAAGGCCUGUACUUGGACCCAGUGGCGCCAAAUGCCAAAACUAAAACAGCGUUGAUUGUGAAAAACCUUAUCACUCUUACUCAAGGUGCUUCAAUGGGUGAUCUGACUUCUCUGGAGGAGCUGAUGAGUGAGUUGAUGAAAGGAAAACUUAUUCCUGGUGCUGUUGUAAAGUUGUUGUGGGAGAAAUUCACCAUGAAGGUUCCACAGACGAAUACAGAGGAAAGCAGAAUGGCAUUAGUUCUUUUGGGGAUGUUAGCAGGAGCUGAGAUGGACAUAGUGCGUACUAACAUUGACGUGCUGGUCUCUACGGGCCUGGGACCGAGAGCUGAAGAGGACUUUCUCUUGGCACGUGAUACAUGCGUGGCUUUAUUAAAACUUGGACAGACCCAUAAGAAACCCGGCUGCAGUGCAGCAGAGCCGUUCAGACUUUCCCCCAGUCAUGCGAUAUUUGAACGGCUCACGGAAAUUCUUGCGUCAGGCGUCCGCAAGCUUGAUCAACUGGAGUGGACUCCGCUGAUGGAACAAGCAAUAACUGUGAUUUAUAUCCUUGCUGAGCAUCCUGAAACCAUCGCAGAGAAACUUAUCAAGGAAAUAGCAGCUUGUUUACUGGAUAAAACAACACAAGAUAAGGAGGAACAGCAGAACAAUCAGAACGACUCCGUAGACAGUAACUCUGAUGCAGACGGGCACAGUGUAAAUUCACCAACCCCUUGCCACGCUGUUAUUUUGGCGCGAUUCUUCAGUUUAUCUGGUCACGUGGCUUUACGUCACAUGGUGCAUUUGGAUGUUGGAGUCCUGGGGGAAAUCAAACGACGACAGGUGAUUGAAGAGAAUGAUAAGGAGAAGGAGAAACACGCCAAGAAGACGGGAGGAGCUGGGAGUGGGUCUAUCGCUAAUUCUACAAAGGAUCCAGGUGCGUCGGAGACAAUUGAGGAGGAACUGGGGCUGACUGGGGCCACAGCCGAUGAUGUGGAGACCGAAUACGUGAGAAAAAUCUGUGAACACGAUAUUGUUACUGGAGGUACGCUACUGGCCACCUUGCGCCCGCUGUUAGUGCAUGUCUGCAGUAAUCCGGUAAAGUUCAGUGAUACAAACUUACGGGCAGCUGCGUCACUGGCUCUUGCCAAGUUCAUGUUGGUCAGCUCUGAGUUUUGCGAAGAGCAUCUCCAGCUUCUGUUCACGAUUCUAGAGAAGGCUCCUCAAGCCACCAUCAGAGCAAACACCAUAGUUGCCGUUGGUGACCUGACGUUUAGGUUUCCUAACUUGAUUGAGCCAUGGACACCUCAUCUGUACGCCAGAUUGCGCGAUGAGUCUAGCCACGUGCGUAAGAACACGCUGAUGGUGCUCACACAUCUGAUUCUGAAUGACAUGGUCAAGGUCAAAGGUCAGAUCAGUGAGAUGGCCACGUGUUUAGAGGACAAAGACAGCAGAAUAUCCGAUUUGGCCAAGCUGUUUUUUUUGGAACUGUCUAAAAAGGGCAACGCUAUCUACAAUAUUCUACCAGACGUGAUUAGUCGGUUAUCAGACCCCGACUGUGGUACGGAAGAGGAACCCUUCAGAAACAUUAUGAGGUACUUGCUGUCCUUUAUCCAGAAAGAUCGUCAGUCUGAGAGCCUUGUGGAGAAACUGUGUCACAGAUUCAGAGCAACCAAGACCGAUCGUCAGUGGCGUGACCUCGCCUUCUGUCUUUCCAUGCUGUCGUACAACGAGCGAGGAAUCCGCAAAUUGCAGGAGAACUUCUCUUGCUUCCACGAUAAACUGGCUGAGGAAGAUGUGUACCACUCCUUCCUAAGCAUUGUCGGGAAAAGUAAGAAAUUUGCCAAACCAGAAGUGAAAGCUUUGGUGGAUGAAUUGGAACAGCGUAUUAAUUCUUGUCACACUAAGGGAAUGGAGGACGAGGAGGACUUUGAACGAGCUUCCAAAGCCCUAGGAGCAGCAACGGGAAACAAGCUUAAAAAGAGUGCAGCCACCCCUUCAGCCAAGACAAGCCGAGGCCUUAAAGGUCGCACGCCGGCAACAAAGAAACGGCAAGCAAAAACUGUCGACGAUAGUGACGCUGAAGAACCUAGCCCCAUGCCCCUCAGGACUCCUCGCAGUGUUGCUCGACCGCCAAAGCCUGGGAAAGCCAAAUCUACCAAUCAGAAACGGCGAAAAAUGCCUUCGUUUGAAAGCGACGAGGAUGAUAGCAUAGAGUUAUUUGACGUGGGUGAAGAGGAGGAAGAGGAUUGCCAGAGAGGAAUUGAUUGGAAUGACGAGGAAAAUGUCAAUCCAAAUGUGUCGAAUAAAAAUAAAGCAAACGACGCCAAAUCACAGAAGGGAAGAAUCCACUCACAGAGUGUAAGAAAAUCAAACCGAAGGCGUGUUAGUAGCACGUGACAAGCUUACAUAUCAUAUUGUAAAUACUUAUGUUUAUCUUAUUGUUCUUGAGUGAUUUCGAUAGCCCGAAAUGUAGAUUAAGGGGUUGUUUUUAACCUACUGUGUUAAUCAGUUUUAGCAGCAUCGAACUCAUAAUGUUAUGAUAUUGUUUUGGGGGAAAAUCGACUCACUAUAGUGAAUCUUUUAUCGACUAGGGACUCUGUGGUAACCAAUGGAAAUAAAGCUAUUUUAAACUUCACAAGAAGAGCGUGCUUAUCGUUUGGUAAAGAAUAUAGGGUUGUUGACGCAAGUUUGACUUCUACGUGUUACUUCUUUUUUACAAGUUUCGUGAGAAUUUUUUUAUUGUCACUUAUACUUUGAAGCCUGUACAUACACAUUUUUUCUAAUUCCUAGCAAUAAAAGAUUUAAGUAUAUUA